Dendronephthya gigantea is the source of this 2513-nucleotide messenger RNA. RefSeq lists its product as uncharacterized. The coding region runs from base 118 to 1776 and encodes 552 amino acids. Lineage: Eukaryota; Metazoa; Cnidaria; Anthozoa; Malacalcyonacea; Nephtheidae. The record is from RefSeq and is a predicted model, not a curated record. The transcript has 7 exons.
GAUGCAACUGUGUAUAAACAUGUCAUAUGUGACUGUAGCGACAACAGCAAACUGCCUUUACGAAACUUUGAGUGUCUAUCAUCGGAUCGAUCAGUUUACUGUAAUUGCGAUCUCAACAUGCAGGUUUCAUUGUUGUCAACAGUAAUGUGGUGUUUUACUCUGUCGACAUCGGCAUUAUUUCUAACUCAAGGCAAGAACGUGAAAAUAUUUCGGGCAGAACGCGACAGAUUUACAAACGUUGCUCGUUGUAACGAGACGAGUGCUGUGUGUUUCGACGAAAACUGCAAUUAUUGUCAAUGCAUGAUGAAUCAGACAUAUAUACAGAUGAGGGGACAAUAUGGGGAGUGCGUGUCAAACGAACAUGUAGCCUAUGCAACAGCAUAUAAAUCUUCAUUUCUCAUCGUAAGCAAUCUUCAUAGCAAAUGUAUUUACCAACGUCCAUACAAAUAUUACACGUUUGUCCGAAAUGAUAUUUGUAAUAACAAUAAUUCAAAUUAUCGUUGGAUCUGGACCAGCCAUGGGCAAUUGUUAAACUGGGCUACCUUAGAAUGUGCGACAGAUGAUUUUUACAGUAAGGAAAAAAAUUAUCACCUUAUAAUGAAGAGAUGUGACCGAGGUAAUCAGAAGCAACUAUGGAAGUGUGUGGGUGAAAAAAAAUACGACAUGCAGUCAAUGACAGGCCGAUACAUCUACUAUGGAUAUUUUACUUUGAUGGGGAAAAAUCAGACUCAAAAGACCGAAUUGAAGCGCUUCGGUUCUCAAAAUGAUGUAUGUUCACAAGGUGUUACAAGAUGUGACACGUUUGUAGACGGUUCAUCACUCGUCAUCCUUAACAAAACAAAAUGCGAGGAGAAAGAGUCAGAAUGCAUCGGAACGAAGACAGUUAGUUUGGAGGAAAUGAAAUGCUUUUUCUUGCCAAACAGAACUCAAUAUUUACACAAUGAAACAUGGCAAUCGUUGGAAAUAAAGAACAGUAGUUUACGAAUAACUUCAACUGAGGAUAAAGUACACCUAAAGUGGAAUUUGAAGAAAACUCCACAAUAUUUAGAAGGAUUGAUGGUCAAAGUAACAUUUACUUGUGAAAAUACUUCAACAAAUGCAGGGACAAUUGAACAUUGCAUCGUGAUAAAAUACACGGGAACAUUCACCGGUUUCUAUGAUGAAGUCGAAGAUAAUGGUGACAACAGUAAUGAGGGUAAUGAAAAUAGUGACAAGUCUGAUCCAGAUAAUGACAAGGAAUACAACGCAACGACAGAAGACAAAACCAAUGGUCAAACUAUAAUUAUAAUUGUCUGCGUUUUGGUAGUCCUGAUCCUCGCUGGUAUCAUCAUGUUCGUCGUCUACAGAUACAGACACAGGUGCGUUCGUCCAGCGAGAGAAAAAACAGAAGGCAAUGCCGCAGAACCCACACCUACAGAAGAGGACGCAGAUGCUCUGAACCCGCUAUAUCCAGCAAACAACAACCAGAUGGCUCAAAGAGAAUGUGAUUUAUACGAGCCAACCCCUGACCAUCUUUAUCAAUAUGUCGACGUUGAAAACAAAACAGCUGAUCCGCCACUGCAAAAUUUAACAUAUGACUACGCCGUCGUCGAUGGUCCAAUCAACCAAAAUGUACCGCAAAAGACAGAACUUGAUGAAAUACAAAUGGAAGCUGUGACAGAGAGUAACGAUGAAAAACGUAUUGGCGAUGGCGAAGAAGAAAUGAAGGAAACGAAAGAUACAGUUCGAUCUACAAAACCUCCACCACAUAAGUAUCACGUUCUUGAAGGACCGUAAAUGUUUUUAGCUUUGAUUAUAUAGCUGACGUUCAUUUUACAAUAUACAGGGUAUUUUUUAAACACUCAAAAAAGCGUACACUACACCGAAUUCAUUCAUUGUUACAAUUUGAAUGGAUUCAGGGCAUCAUGAGUGACCCAUGCAGAGUGCCUCUUAAAAGGCUGACCGUAAAAAUGUUCGUAAUGGGUUCAACUUGGUGCUAUUCCUUAAUUCAAAGUGAUUUCAUUAGAGAAACACUCUGCAUGGAGCUCAUGAUGGAAUGCUAAGGCCAGUCCAACGCCAACAACAGAUAAAUUCGGUAUAGUGUUCGCUUCUUUGACAAACUCUGCGUUUUUAAACAUUUGUGGACGCUAGGAAUAUUUUGAUAACAUAUAAUUAACAUUUUCUUCAAUCACACAAUACAUGAUUAUUUCACUUCACAAAGCUAAUCGUCAGGGCCAACGUUAGAAGAUUAAAUGCAUGGAGAGGGGGGUUGAUAUAUCGUCUUUCUUGAACACGAAUAUACAAACAAUGUACAUCGUCAUGGACAAGGUGGACAAGGUUGCAUAAAAUUAUCAUGAUAUCAUCAAGCUGCAUUUUCUAUGCAUGCAUGUGAGUAUUCUUGAGGAUAACCUUGUAUGGCUUGGGCAAAUGAUUGGCGCUCAACAUUGCACUUGAACUUCAUUCCAAAAAACGAUAGCUUUUAUUCCAAUUAAAAAACGUUUCGCGUUUUAUAUAUAGGAUGCAAACACAGUUAU